Messenger RNA from Pyricularia pennisetigena, 231 nucleotides. RefSeq lists its product as uncharacterized. The record is from RefSeq and is a predicted model, not a curated record. The coding region runs from base 1 to 231 and encodes 76 amino acids. Lineage: Eukaryota; Fungi; Ascomycota; Sordariomycetes; Magnaporthales; Pyriculariaceae. The transcript is spliced from 2 exons.
AUGCCGCCGGCAACGAUGACACGCGACGCUGUCUCGUUGACUAAUGUAAAGUCGACUUCGCAGCCGGUAGGCGCAGUGCCCGUCUUACGGACCGAGACGCCACCCAAGACUUUCUGGGCGAAAACACCCAGGGCCAGCGCCAAGAAAGAAAUGGAGAGCAUUGCAGUGCGGGCACCCAUGAGCUCCUCGCGCAACUGCCGAACAGCUCGGAGCCGGGUCAACUACGGCUAA